Molecule: messenger RNA, 1128 nt
Organism: Scomber scombrus (Atlantic mackerel)
Lineage: Eukaryota; Metazoa; Chordata; Actinopteri; Scombriformes; Scombridae
Gene: sdf2l1
Product: stromal cell-derived factor 2-like 1
Exons: 3
Coding region: 76-729 (217 amino acids)
Source: RefSeq, a predicted model, not a curated record
UUGGCUGGAGCCAGUUGAGUGUACUUGCUGCUCAUCCUCUCUGAAUCAGAUUCAGAACAACAGGGAGACACAAAGAUGGAGAUAACUCACGCCGUCCACGGUUUAGUCAGGUGUGUGCUGUUUGUGCUGCUGUGGUUCCAGUGUGAGACCAUAGGGUCAGAGCUGAACGGAGUCACCUGCGGCUCUCUGAUCAAACUGCUCAACACCAGACAUAACGUCCGCCUGCACUCCCACGAUGUCAAAUACGGCUCAGGCAGUGGACAGCAGUCUGUCACCGGAGUGGAGAACGCGGACGACGCCAACAGUUACUGGCAGAUACGAGGAAAGCCCAACCGUCCAUGUCAGCGUGGGUCUGCCGUCAAGUGUGGUCAGGCUAUCCGCAUCACACACAUGAAGACCGGCCGAAACCUUCACACACACCAUUUCAGCUCACCCCUGUCUAAUAACCAGGAGGUCAGCGCAUUCGGAGAGCAAGGCGAGGGCGAUGACCUGGAUGUAUGGGCGGUGCAAUGUGAUGGCGACCAUUGGGAGCGCGAUGACACCGUGCGCUUUAAACACGUGGGCACCGACGUCUUCCUGAGUGUAACAGGGGAGCAGUACGGCCACCCCAUCCGCGGCCAGCGCGAGGUGCACGGCAUGAGCACGCCCAACCAGCACAACUGGUGGCGCGUCAUGGAAGGUGUCUUCAUCCAGCCCAGCCAGGAGCCACUGCGCCACGACGAGCUCUGACAUCACCAAGAGACACAAAGCAUGGACAUUUGUGCACAGACUCUGGCCUCCUGUGGUGGUUUUAUAGCUCGCCUGGACAAAACGAUGUCAUGUGUGAAUGAUGCAGAAUAUUCAACUGGUCACUCUCCCCAUGAAGCACUCUGAGCCCUCUGAGAGAUGGCUGACAAAGUUAGACCAUUAGUGAUACUGUAUAUAGGUUGGUAAAAGGGACAAUUUCAAAUGGAGAAUCAUUUUUGUAAAAAAAAAUCACAGUUUGAUAACCAACUUUAGUCAAGCAACUAAUAUGUGGCCCCUGACCCCUGGUGGGUCCUGAAAGUCCCAAAUUCUCUGCGUAUGUUGAAAUAUAUCCAUCUACAGUAUCAUUUGAAAUGAGUCUAAUAAAACCUUUAUUUCAGUUGA